GGGAGUGAUGUCGAUCGUGUAGCACAGCGUCACAUCGUCUUAUUUAGCACCUCAGCACACUCUUUCACCUGCGCUGGUCUUAGGCCCAAAUUUCCUCGAUAUUCUACGGCGUUGAGUACGAUUUGCUCCAUCCACCACCAUGUCGACAAGCAAAGACCCCGAGCUCGCAAAGGACGGUCUCGAAGUUACCGCCUCCCUCUCAUCGGGUAAAGCCCCAGGUCCCGUCCCAAUCGAGGGCACAACACACCAUUUACCGAAUUACGAGCAUGAAAAAGCUUUGUUAUGGAAGUUCGACCUACGCAUUCUGCCUAUGCUGGCGAUCAUGUACUUGGCAAACGCACUUGACAAAGGGAACCUAGGGAACGCAAAAACGGAUGGUAUGGAUAAGGAUCUUGGGUUCAAGGGAAAUCAGUACAACAUUAUGCUGAGUAUCUUCUACGUGCCAUAUGUCAUUUUCGCGCCACCCGUUGGUAUGCUGGGAAAGAAGUUUGGGCCGCAUCGCGUGUUACCGAUUAUGAUGUUUUGCUUUGGAAGUGCGACCUUGCUUGCUGCCAGUGUCCAGAACUGGGGUGGGAUGAUGGCGUUAAGGUGGUUUCUUGGCAUGUCUGAGUCUGCCUUCUUCCCGCUGGUCAUCUACUAUCUCACCACGUUUUAUCGUCGAGGCGAGCUUGCACGAAGACUUGCACUGUUUUACGCCGCAUCAAACAUUGCAAACGCAUUUUCCGGACUUCUCGCCUUUGGCGUUUUUCAUAUUCACUCAAAGCUCGAAUCGUGGCGAUACUUGUUUAUCAUUGAGGGGCUGUUCACAAUCGGCUUUUCAUUUAUCGCCUACUGGUACCUUCCAAAGAACUCCUACGAGGCCAAAUUCCUGAACGAAGCCGAAAAACAGCUCGCGUACACACGUAUCCAAAUCGACAGUUCCUCCGUCGUCGGUGAAAAGUUCGAUCUCAAAAGUGCCCUCACUAUCUUCAAGGAUCCUUCUACAUACGGCUUCCUUGCUAUUGAAGUCUGCCUUGGUGUUCCUUUACAGUCGGUUUCGCUCUUUUUGCCGCAGAUUGUUGGACGACUAGGCUACAACAAGAUUAAGACGAACCUCUACACCGUGGCCCCAAACAUUGUGGGAGCUUGUGUUCUCCUUAUUCUGGCUUUUGCUUCGGACCACACGCGUCUACGCUUCCCGUUUAUUGCCCUUGGCUUUCUUCUAACGUUCAUCGGCUUCAUCAUCUACGCUACGAUCGACGUCGAACACUCUCUCACGAUAGCCUACUUCGCCUGCUUCAUGAUGACAUGGGGAACAUCAGCACCCUCGGUCCUACUCUCCACAUGGUAUAACAACAACGUUGCCGAUGAGAAUCGUCGCGUGACGCUUACUUCGAUUGGCGUUCCACUAGCGAAUCUGAUGGGUGUAGUCAGUUCGAACAUUUUCAGGCCACAGGAUGCACCUCAGUACAUCCCGGCUCUGGCUACCACAGCGGCGUUUGGGGCGACGGGAUGUUUGUGUGCUCUGCUACUGGGAGCCUAUAUGAUUGUGGAUAACAAAAGGAGGAAUGCGAAGCAAGGUAUCAAUCUUAGCGCAAGGGACGUGUCGACUGAGAAACUACGCGAUGGACCUCGGAGUCCGGAUUUCAGAUGGUUCCUGUAA
Pyrenophora tritici-repentis Pt-1C-BFP is the source of this 1642-nucleotide messenger RNA. RefSeq names its product ProP, Permease major facilitator superfamily. Gene Ontology annotation, cellular component: membrane. The record is from RefSeq and is a predicted model, not a curated record. NCBI's taxonomy places the organism in Eukaryota, Fungi, Ascomycota, Dothideomycetes, Pleosporales, Pleosporaceae. Gene Ontology annotation, biological process: transmembrane transport. Gene Ontology annotation, molecular function: transmembrane transporter activity.